AUGUCUCCUUUAGGACGAACAUUGAGAAAGAAUAUCUACAGCCAGGAAGGAGGAACUAUCAGUCUCAGAAACGUAAAACUACUUAGAAUAAGGAAGCCACUACCUGGGCUUUGGCAGGUAAUAACCAAUUCUCGGCUGAAGCACACUGUUCGGAUAUUUGGACAUGGCAGUAUCGACUUCGAAUAUGGGUUUACUAGCAGGGUUCUGGAACGAUUUGAAAUGGCACAUCCGAGACCUGUUUCCCACCGAAACACGUAUGUCCUGGUGAACGUGAUUGGCUUACUCCAGCCAGGCAUAGUCAACAAGAUAGCCUUAGUGGAUUACUACGGUAAGCCUACUCAUCUUACGUUCUAUCAGCUACUGAAUAUCUGA
Cooperia oncophora is the source of this 372-nucleotide messenger RNA. NCBI's taxonomy places the organism in Eukaryota, Metazoa, Nematoda, Chromadorea, Rhabditida, Trichostrongylidae. The record is from the annotation of a GenBank genome assembly.